UGAGGGAGGGCGCGCCUGGAGAAAGGCAGGAGGAAGGAAGCUUGAAGUCAAAAUGGAGACUGCGGGUUCCUCCGCUGCAGCCGUAGGGAACGGGGACAUGGGGUCCCAGCGGGCCCUGAGCCUGGUGCCUGAGCGGCUUCAGAGACGAGAACAAGAGCGGCAACUGGAGAUGGAAAGGCGGAAGCAAAAGCGGCAGAAUCAGGAGGUAGAGGAGGAGAAGAGCGACUUUUUCGUCGCCGCUUUCGCUCGGGAACGAGCGGCGGUGGAAGAACUUCUGGAGGACGGGGAGUCCGUCGAGCAGCUGGAGAAAGCGGCCGCUAGGCUCCAGGGCCUGCAGAAACUUAUCAACGAUUCGGUUAUGUUCCUGGCCUCCUACGACCUGCGUCAGGGACAAGAGGCGCUGGCGCGGCUGCAGGCGGCCCUGGCCCAGCGGCGCCAGGAGCUGCAGCCCAAGAAGCGUUUCGUGUUUAAGACCCGGAGAAAGGACGCUGUUUCCGUAUCCAAAGUAGACACGGCUCCUGACGCCCGGGCGGUGGAAGACAUCCUGGCGGCCCCUCCUCCGCCCUUGCAAGAGAAGGGAGGCUCCGGCUCCACCUGGGUCUUCGGCUUUUCCGGCCUGGAGUCCCAAACCUUGGAGAAGAGAGCAGAGGAGCUGCACCAACGCGACGUCCUGUUGACCGAACUGAGCAACUGCACAGUGAAACUGUAUGGCAAUCCCAAUACCCUGCGUCUGACCAAGGCCCGAAACUGCACGGUGCUCUGCGGCCCGGUGUCCACUUCUGUGUUCCUGGAGGACUGCAGUGACUGCGCGCUGGCCGUGGCCUGCCAGCAACUCCGCGUACACACCACAAGAGACACCCGCAUCUUCCUGCAGGUGACUAGCAGGGCCAUCGUGGAGGACUGCAAUGGGAUCCAGUUCGCCCCUUACACCUGGAGCUACCCGGGGAUCGACAAGGACUUCGAGGCCUCUGGGUUAGAUAGGAGCAAAAGUAACUGGAACAAGGUUGAUGAUUUCAACUGGCUGGCUCGGGAUGUGGCCUCCCCAAACUGGAGUAUUCUUCCUGAAGACGAGCGAAUGAUCCAGUGGGACUAAGCAGUUGUCACUCUGUUCUUCACUCUUACCAGACACUUCCCACUGUGGGACUGACUCCAACUAAUGGGACUCCAUAAUUUACUUACUGUGGUUACACUACUGUUUUCGGUAAAUCUUGAGAUUGUGAUAGGCUCUUGUAAUUUCCAUUAAAUUCACUACAGGUCUAGCACUUAAAAGUA
Molecule: messenger RNA, 1272 nt
Organism: Manis javanica (Malayan pangolin)
Lineage: Eukaryota; Metazoa; Chordata; Mammalia; Pholidota; Manidae
Gene: TBCC
Product: tubulin folding cofactor C
Biological process (GO): tubulin complex assembly; post-chaperonin tubulin folding pathway
Cellular component (GO): cytoplasm
Molecular function (GO): tubulin binding
Source: RefSeq, a predicted model, not a curated record